Dryobates pubescens (Downy woodpecker) is the source of this 2596-nucleotide messenger RNA. RefSeq names its product leucine zipper tumor suppressor 1 (gene LZTS1). NCBI's taxonomy places the organism in Eukaryota, Metazoa, Chordata, Aves, Piciformes, Picidae. The transcript has 3 exons. Gene Ontology annotation, cellular component: dendritic spine. The coding region runs from base 30 to 1868 and encodes 612 amino acids. The record is from RefSeq and is a predicted model, not a curated record. Gene Ontology annotation, biological process: regulation of synaptic plasticity; regulation of dendrite morphogenesis.
CCGCUGCCUGCCCCCCAGCCCGGAGCAGCAUGGGCAGCGUCAGUAGCCUGAUCUCCGGCCACAGCUUCCACAGCAAGCACUGCAGAGCCUCGCAGUACAAGCUCCGCAAGUCCUCGCACCUGAAGAAGCUCAACCGGUACUCGGACGGGCUGCUGCGCUUCGGCUUCUCCCAGGACUCGGGCCACAAAGCCGGCUCCAAGAGCAGCAAGAAUGAGGAUUUCUUUUACAUCAAGGUCAGCCAGAAGGCUCCUGGCUCCCACCGGGCGGACUACGCCGCGCUGGCUGCCGGGGAGCUGGGCGGCCAGGCUGGCGCCAGCGCCAUGGAUUUCGGGAGCCCCACGCCGCAGAAGCUGAUGCCCUUCCCCAGCCAGCUGGAAGUGGGCGCAGAGAAGCCAACCCCACGGCCCACAGCCUUCAAGCCGGUGCUGCCCCGUGCCGGUGCCAUCCUCCACUCCUCCCCAGAGAACGGGGGGCACCCUUCCCAGCAGCUGCACCCCCAGGACAAAGGCAAGGAGCAGGAGCUGAGGCCGGUGCUGUGCUCAGGGGGUCUGUCUGACUCGGGCAGGAACUCCAUGUCCAGCCUCCCCACGCACAGCACCAGCAGCAGCUACCAGCUGGAGCCCCUUGUGACGCCCAUGGGCCCCAUCAGCCGCUUCGGGGGCUCGGCCCACAACAUCCUGCAGUGUGCCAUCAUCCAGGACAGCAACAUGAUGAGCCUCAAGGCCAUGUCCUUCUCUGAUGGGGGCAACAAGAUCCUCAACCCCGGCAAAGGUGCCCACCGCCACGCCGCCGAGAAGGCCGCCUGCAUCCGCUCGCCCAUCUCCACCGACGAGUCCACCAUCCAGGAGCUGGAGCAGAAGCUGCUGGAGAGGGAGGGGGAGCUGCAGGAGCUUCAGAUGAGCUUUGAGGAGAAGGAAAUCAGCUCCUGCCAGGUGUAUGAGGAGAAGCAGAGGCGCUGCAAGGAGGAGCUGGAGGGCCUCAAGCAGAAAUGCAGCAGCAAGCUCAAGCAAACCUCGCAGAAAACCCAAAGGACGCAGCAGGUCCUCCACCUCCAGGUGUUCCAGCUCCAGCAGGAGAAGAAGCAGCUCAGGGAGGAGCUGGAGAACCUCAUGAAAGAGCAAAACCUGCUGGAGACCAAGCUGAGGUCCUACGAGAAGGAGAAGACCAGCUUCGCCCCCGCGCUGGAGGAGACCCAGUGGGAGGUGUGCCAGAAGUCAGGGGAGAUCUCCCUCCUGAAGCAGCAGCUGAAGGAGUCCCAGACUGAGCUCAACAGCAAGACCACCGAGAUCCUCAGCCUGAAGGCUCAGCUGAAAGAGGUGAGGAUGAAGCUGGAAGGGCUGGAGAUGAAGAGCCAGGACCUGGAGGGCUCCCUGCGCACCAAGGCCAUGGAGCUGGAGGUGUGCGAGAACGAACUGCAGCGCAAGAAGAACGAAUCGGAGCUGCUGAGGGAGAAGGUGAACCUGCUGGAGCAGGAGAUCCUGGACCUGCGGGCAGAGCUCUCCCUCCUCAAGGAGCAGCUGAGCGAAGCCCGGGAGGGGGCCAGGCCCUGCAGCAGGGUGGAGGACGCCCAGGCCCUGCAGGGGGAGGUGGAGAGGCUGAGGGCUGAGCUGAAGGCUGAGCGGGACAGCAACGAGCAGAUGACCUCCAGCUUCCAGCACGAGCGGCAGACGUGGAAGGAGGAGAAGGAGAAGGUGAUCCACUACCAGAAGCAGCUGCAGCAGAGCUACCUGCACAUGUACAAGAGGAACCAGAACCUGGAGAAGAUGCUGCAGCAGCUGGCUGCAGGGGAGGACGGCAAGGAGCCCAUCGAGCUGGACAUACCUGGCGCCGACGUCCCCUACGAGGACAUCAUCGCCACCGAGAUCUGAGCCAGCUCUGCCUCCACCUCCUCCUCCUCCUCCUCCUCACAGCUUGGGGGGAGGGUGGGAGCCUCUUCCAGGCCAGAAGCUCUGCCCUGAGCCCAGCAGGCCGUGUACAGUCGAGAUGAGCCAUGUAUUUAUUCCUGCAGCUGGUGGCCUGGCCAGCCCCCCUCCCCACCCCCCGGGUCCCCUGUGCCGCCCCUCGUGUUACAGAGGUGAACAAGCAACUCGUGCCAAUGGUGACGUGCCAGCAGCUCCCCCUCUCCCCACUGCCACCUUGGCAGCCUCCCUUCUGCCCCCUCGUGGGACUGAGAAGCUGGUGAUGGGGGCAGCUGGGGAAUGGGACUUCAGCAGACAACCUCCUGGUGGGCAACAAGGUGAUGCAAAGCUCCCGAGGGCUGCCCUGCUCCAGGCUUGGAGGGGUCCUGCGGUGGUGCAGCUCUAGGGAAGGGGACACAGCCCAGCCCUCCCCACUGGCUUCAAAAUGAAUCACACCCCAGGGCAUCUCCAGCUGGAGGAAGCACCACGCUGCUCUCACACCUCCUCAGCCUUCCUCUGCUCAGUGCUGACCUGCAGGGUGCCAGGGGACCAAGGAGCCACCCCCUGCCGCCGGCUGCACAUCCACCUCUCUGCUCCUUCAGCUGCUGGAGUGCCUCAGGAAGGACCCUCCCCACAUCCCCCAGCCAGCACCCCACCAAAAUUACCCUUCACUAAUGAGCACAGCCCCCCCUUCACCC